UUUUGACAUCUGAUAACGCCCUCAAAGCCCCUACCUCGCCUACUAACCCAACCUGGAAAUGUGGGAGCUAAAAUGGUACAGUACAUAGAAGAGUCAACACUUUACAGCGAAGUUACGUAACCGCUGUUAUCCGCUGUAAUUAGGCCACUGCGUGGGAGCUAGGGGUAUCUGUGCCUGAGCUUCUGCCUGAGCCGGCGGCGCAUUGCAGUGUGGAGUAGUUUCAGCGCAACUUGCGACGACGACGGCCUCAUCCUCGACGACACGCUUUGGUCGUCUGCCUGGCCUAGGACUAUCAGCACAACAAAGUAUACAAUUGAUUGAUUGCCGUCUCCAUUUACAACACGCGCGCUUUCAGCUGCGGACGUGCAUCACUGAUAGUCGGCUUCAAGAGCCCCUAGCCGAGGCCCUCUGUAUGGAACAGCCAUAGAUGCCCAGCUGCAAUCAUGGCCGACUUCGAUCGUAAUGUCCUCGACUUUUAUGGCAUAUCCACCUUAAUGCCUACAACAUGGCCAGCCGAGAAGAAUGACAAGAUAGAUGACUCGGAUAGUGACCGCGAGCAGCAGAAGAAGAAGCUGAACCGCCGAAAGUCCCGCUACGAUGCCCUCGAACGCGCCGUCAGCAGUAGGGCUAGUAUCGUUGCAGGCUCCGAGAAGUCGUCGAGCGGCGUCAGUAACCUGGUGCAGAGAGACGAGCCCGAUCCACUUGGGUCUUCGGAUAGCGUUGUGAGGACUCUCAAUGACCUCGGAGUACCCAUCCAAGAUGACACUCGGUUGCGCAAUCGCUUCCUGCUGUCUUCGACGAGUUUCUCUCCUGCUCUGUUCCUUUCUCAGAUGCACGCCAACGCCGAUACGCAGUCUUUACUAAGCGGCCUUGAUGUUCUCUCCCGAUCGAUCGACCAGAAGUCCGCCUCAUUGAAGGUUUUGGUUGAGUCCAACUUUGAGCGCUUCGUUCGUGCCAAGGCGACCAUCGACAAUGUUUACAAGGAGAUGAAAUAUCGUGGCGCCGAGCCACCUACAACACCUACUGGUCGAGUACGUGCGCAUUCUCGUCAUGCUAGUAGAAGUAGUUUCAGGGGUAGCAGUAGUGGCGGCGGUGGUGCUGGCGGACCUGCCGUGCCAACGCUUGGAAAUAGUCCGCUCUUGUCGCCUGGCCUGGGAGAAAAUCGGAAAAAGAACGCACUUGUAAAGGAAAGCGAUUAUGGUGUGUUGGGUAUCAAAGGCCCUCUUCUUGAUGUCUCCGCAAAGGCAGAAGAUGUUUGGGGUCCUGCUUUAGGCGGUCGCGAGAAGGAGGAAAAUCUGAAAACCAUAUCUACCAGUCUAGACCGCUAUAAAGAGGACAUUGAAACGAGCGCCAACAUCGCGGAUAGCAUACGAAGAAAAGAUUACGACGCACUAGUAGAAGAAUAUGGCCGGGCUAGGAGAUUUGCCGACGAAACCAGGAAACUAGUCCAGAACCUGGGUGAAACACCACCGAGCGAGACUCAGACAUACCAAAUCUUGAUCGCUGCUCGAAUGUGGCACGAUGUCGAGGAACAGAUCCAGCUCUUCAAGCGGGAGGUCUGGCGCAAAUUGACAUUACUUCACAGCGUCUCCAAGACAGAUACCAGGGGACCGGCUCAAGAUCAACACAUGGAACUCAUCAGCCUGCUACUGGAACUAGGUGUAGAAGAUAACCCGAUAUGGGUCUGGCUCUUGAGUAGAUACGAUUAUCUAAAAGGCAAAAUAUCACUGGUAGGAGAUCGGGCUAAAGUUGAGAUCGAAGUAUUGAGACGUCGCCUCGCCCAUGCUGACAAGCCUUCGUCACAAAUCCUCGCCUCGCAUUUACGCAGUCUAGGCCGACAUUCGGCGGGAAGUAAACCUAACGGGCUGGACACAUCAGAUGUCAUCGAGUUAUGGGAGAAAAUGGUAUCAUUUUUGUCCAGUCUCUUGUCUUCUCAGGGUGUGUUGGGAGAGGUUUUGGAAUUUUGGCACACCGUCGAAAAUUUCAUCGACGGAAAAGCGCAGAAGUCGCUACCUACGGGUUAUAAUGGUGAGUCGCGUGAACACCACCGGCUCUCAGCACAGGGCACGCUCGACCUUCGGAAAGCCACCAUCGAGCUUGUUGAUAUGAUCCGUGCUCAUGUGUUUGAAUUCUUUGCUGGUGCUCCCCCUGAGGAUAUCUCGCUCCUGUUUUCUCCUUUGCCUCCUUCACCAGGAUCUCCCAUGUCGGCGCAAUUAUCGCCUACAAAUGCUCGAGACCCUCGAUUCCGUCUUGAUCCUAACAACAUCCCACCACCCUCUCCCAAGCGAGGUGACUCUUGGGAAAAGUUUGCAUUUUGGCCACCAACGUCCAACUCCAUAAGUGGCGUUCAUUACUUGUCGAAAAUGCUUGGCUUGGUUGGCACCGGUGCGGCGGAGAUGGCCAGUGUAGCUCCUGUCAGCCAAGAUGACGCAAAACAGAUGGAAUUGCUCAGGACGUUAAUCGGCGCUGCGCGGGAUAGAUGUGUUUCUGCCCUUUGCGCUGCAUGGAACAAAGAUGCCGAGAAUAUCAAGCUGGUAGAGGAUUGGCAACGUUCCAAAGAUAUGGGAGAUGUGACCUGCAUGCCCGCAACCUUUUCCGCGUUCGAAGGAGCCCUACUUGGUGGCAUACAGAAGAUAUUAUAUGUAUCUGAGGCAAUUGCCAAACCUGGACCUGGGGAUAUUAUCCUACCUCCGCCGGCAAAGCUGUUGCAGAUGGUCCGAAGCCAGUACGUGACAACAUUAUAUAAAGCACUUAGUGGGAUGGUCGAGAAUGCCGAAAGGACAGUCAAGAAAGCCCAGGACGAAUGGAGUACAGAAACGGAGGCCCCAGUGGGUUCCAACUAUGACAGCGCAUCUGUGAUUUCUGGAAAGGGAACAAUUGAUGCUGGUGAUAGAAACGUUCGCAUGCUAUUGACACUCAGUAAUCUACAAGCACUCCGUUCUCAAGUAGUUCCUAGCUUGAACUCCCAGUUCGAGGCGGCCUUCUCUGUCAAGCUUACGGAAGAGUCAAAGACAAUCAAGGAUGUCCUCGGCCAGAUUGACGCCCGGCUAUUCCAGACUUAUACCCGACCAGCGGUAGAUUCUCUACGCAAACUCAUCCACACAGGAAUAAACGAUCCCAACUGGGCGCCGGCCGGAAAACCCACCGAAGUAAAGCCAUAUGUGUAUCAAUCCCUCCUCUCCCUCGUACUCGUACACACGCAAGUCUCCACAACAGCCCCUUCCCUAACAAGCCAGGUGCUUUCCUUCCUCCUCGAGCAAAUUAGUCGUGAGCUCCUAGAGGCCUUCAAAGCGCGGCAAGCAUUUGGCCUCAGCGCCCUGAUCCAAGCGACGCUGGACGUCGAAUUCGUCGCCCAGACGCUCAGCCAGUAUACCACGGAAAAGGCCUCGGCCCUGCAGAGCGAGAUCUACGCCAUGCUCGACGCCAAGACGGACAGUCAGGCCCGCAGCCAGCUCCAGGAGGAAUUACCCGGCAUGCGCGAGCUGCUGAAGAGAUUGAGAGAUCAGUCGAGGACGGAAUUCGCGUGCUUCAAGAAGCCGAGGAGAACCCAGACUUUGGAGCGGAAAGCGACGGGGUAGGGCUAGAUAGAUAUUCAUAUUCCAUGUCUCGAAUGAGUUUCUGGGGGCGUAACCCCCGUCGAUCAAGAAACUCGCUCUAUAAUGUCUACGAAGCGGUGAGAUGGCUAGAUGCUUGGAUUUUUAUACCCAAGUUAGCUUCUUCUUGUUCCAUGUCUAUUACCGUGUAGUACAUGUCUAUAUAAUAUCGUAGCAGAACCCCGUCUGUAGUCGUCUUAUAUGAUAUCAAUGAACAGCUACCCGACCCAACUACCUACUUACCUAGGUAUCUAUCUAAGUGUA
Molecule: messenger RNA, 3857 nt
Organism: Xylaria bambusicola
Lineage: Eukaryota; Fungi; Ascomycota; Sordariomycetes; Xylariales; Xylariaceae
Product: exocyst complex component Sec5-domain-containing protein
Exons: 3
Coding region: 444-3578 (1044 amino acids)
Biological process (GO): exocytosis; Golgi to plasma membrane transport
Cellular component (GO): exocyst
Source: RefSeq, a predicted model, not a curated record